AUGUUAUUUAUUUUUUAUGCAAUAUUGAUUGUACAAUGUGCCAGUGGUAUUAAUGCAAAAUGGGCAGUUGAUGUUGAUUCGUCCAUUGUCGACGAAAUCCAAAGCAAUCCAUCAACUGGUUAUUUGAUAAAAUUUCAUGCCCCAUGGUGCGGACAUUGUCGACAUUUUGAACCUGUUUAUGAAGAAAUUGCUAAAGAAGUCAACGAAUUGUCGGCAACUGUUGAUGAAUUUAAAAAUAUUCGUAUUGUACGCAUUGAUGCAACUAUCUAUUCGGACGCUGCUAAUCAUUAUGAUAUACGUGGUUUUCCGACAGUUAAAUUUAUUCGUGGCUCACAAAUAAUUUCGUAUGAAAAUGAACGAACAAAAUCAGCGGUACUCAAAUUUUUAAAACGCGUCAAUGGACCAUCAUUAAGAUGGAUAUCAUCGGUUGAUAAAUUUAAUGAAAUACGCAAUGAACAUGACGUUUUCUUUUUACUUGUGACAACAACAAUGGUAUCUGAAGAUGAUCAACUAGUAAAAGAAUAUAAUAAUAUUAUUAAUCGUUAUCUAAGUCAAGCUUAUUUCUAUGCAACAAAUGAAUCAAUUGUUCAAGAAACAUUUUUUUCGAAUUAUAAAUCCGAUGAUGAAUCACAAAUAUUUGCUGUUAAAAAUGAAGGAGUUUAUUUAUAUAAACCCGAUGAUUAUAAUAAUAGUAUAGAAGACUUUAUUGUCAAAGAAAAGGUGGCUACCUUCCCACAAGUUGCUGCCGGAAAUAUGUAUGAUUUAGUUUUAACAAAGAAAAUAAUUGUUAUCUAUGGAUUUGAUGAAUCACCAGAAGCUACUAGUUCAAAUCAAAAAAAUAGUGAACUCAAAUCUCGAAUUCAUAACUAUUUGAUUAAUCAUAUUCCCGUCAUUCAUCAAACAUUCCAAUUUGCAUGGUCGAAUGAUCUUGAUUUACUUAGUAAUAUUGCUGUAUGGGCAGUCGAAGGACCACUUUUAUUUCUCUAUGAUAGUGUGCAGCGUAAAUAUGGUAUGCAUCCUUUGUCAUCUACGGAUGGUAAAACGAUUGACGUAGAGUCGAUUCUUGAUUAUGUGCUUUUGAAUCAUACACAAAUUAUCAGUCAAACAGGUAAUACAUUGGCAAAACGUUUAUUUCGUCCAUUUUGGGAAUUAUCUCGAACGCUGAUGGCUAUGUUUACUGAAUCGCCAUUUCUCUCAAUGCUUAUUAUUGGACUUCCAGCAUCGGUUUUGUCAAUUGUAUGCUAUUGUCUAUGUUGUUUGCCGAAUGAAACGAUGAAUGAUCCAGAUUAUUCCUAUGAAAUAAUAACAGAUGAUCAAAAUAUUGGACAAAAUGAAGAGGAAGAUGAUGACGAUGCGUCAUCGCCGCCAGUAACGCCCGACGACAAUCAGAAAGCAGUCACAGACAAAAAAGACGAUUAG
Messenger RNA from Rotaria socialis, 1419 nucleotides. The record is from the annotation of a GenBank genome assembly. Lineage: Eukaryota; Metazoa; Rotifera; Eurotatoria; Philodinida; Philodinidae.